Messenger RNA from Stegostoma tigrinum, 1849 nucleotides. RefSeq lists its product as uncharacterized. The record is from RefSeq and is a predicted model, not a curated record. The transcript is spliced from 4 exons. Bases 72 to 674 code for a protein of 200 amino acids. Lineage: Eukaryota; Metazoa; Chordata; Chondrichthyes; Orectolobiformes; Stegostomatidae.
AAUCUGCAGAUCUACCUGAAGGUGCUGAGAGUCAGUCAGUGUGUUCAACAGUGAUCUGAGAGAACGCUGAGAUGCUGAGGAUCCUCUUAACUGUGUUGGUGCUCUUUGGGCAUCAAAUUGCUGCAGAGGAUUUAGAACAAAAGGCGAUCAAUCUCUGUAAUGGGAUAGACUGUCCAGAGCCAGUACAAGUCAUUCAGGACAAGAAUUAUAAAGAGAUGCAAUAUAAACACGUCCAAUGGAUUGGAACAAAGGUUGAUGGAAUGGGUCUGCAGGAAGCAGAGGAGAUCGGAUUGAAAACGCUUCUCAGUUAUGCAGCUUUUCACAAUGCUGAAGAAACAAUUGUUCCUGUCACUGCCCCUUGGGGAAUUCGCGGAUACAUCGAAAAUGGAAUAAUUUUACAGAACCAUGAUGUCUUUGUGAAUGUAGUUCCUCAAGUCAAGAGUUUUCCUGCACCUACAGAUCCAAAGGUUAAAUUUGGAAACAUAUCUGCUGGUUGGUACUUUGUCAGGGCAGUGGAUGGGAAACUGGAGGAUAAACAAUAUGAAGAACAUGUGCUUGAAUUCCUGAAGGACUUGGAAGAGGACAACCAACCCUUUGAGCCAAGAUUUUUUGCUCUUAAUUUCUACAGCAGAAGUGGGCUAAUGGAAAUAGCUUUUGCUAAAACUUCCAAAUGAUUUCUUUUCUGUGAUGUUCUGUUACCUUUACAGACGUAUAAAAGUAAAAUGUGCUCAGCUCUGUCUUAAACUACUUUAAUCAUGUAUGAAGUACAUAUUGGCUUUAACCUGGAGGAGGGUGCAUUAUUGUGGUCUCCUUAUCCAAGAACGGAAUAGCUUACUGUUGGGAUUUGGCCUCUGUGUGGAAAGUUCUUGGCAGGGAAUAACCUUUUGGUGAGAGGGAAACAUUAAACACAAACCAAAAAGGAAGAUUGUCUUCCCUGGACUGACCUAUCCCCUCCCUCCCUCCCCACCUAUACUCUCCUCUCCACCUAUCUUCUUUUCUCUCCAUCUUCGGUCCACGUCCCCCUCUCUCCCUAUUUAUUCCAGAACCCUCUCCCCAUCCCCCUCUCUGAUGAAGGGCCAAGGCCCGAAACGUCAGCUUUUGUGCUCCUGAGAUGCUGCUUGGCCUGCUGUGUUCGUCCAGCUUCACACUUUGUUAUGUUUAAGGUGGAAUCAGGCAGCUGGGUUUGCUUUUCCAUCUAUUCCUGAACACCUGACAUUCUUUGAACUGUAUCUGUUUUCUCAGAAAGCACUUUGAUGUUUUCGCUUCAGUCAGUUUAACUUGAUCAUGCACACAAAACUCCCUUGCAGCUUCAACACUUCAACUUUAAUUUCCCAGUCUACUUCAACUCUUGUCACCACAGCUAUUUUCUGAAAGCCUCUCUACAGCUAAUGCUUAGCACACUGUUCUAGGAACCUCGUGAAACAGAUUCCUUUCUUGCACAUUUUCCGAAGGCAGUUUCCUUGAGCCAGACCAGAGGAUCUCAACACAGAUCUAAUACACACAAUCUGAAUUUCUCAUGGAAAAUCCACAGCACAUCUCUGCAUCCCUUAUAGAAAAUCUCUAAAUCCAUGACAAUGAACCAUCAACUGAUAAUGCUCCUGCCCAAGUGCUCCUAUUAACUCCUACCUUUCUCUCUCAGCAGGAGCUCCUCACACCCACAAUAUAGGCUGACCGACUGUGUGAUUGAAGAAAUGAUCUAUUUCAGUAUCAUUCCUGUUAACAGGCGGUUUAUUCACAGGUUUCCCAUGUGGAGGGAAGAAGCCAUUGUCUUCGAGCCAGUGUUUGUCUGUGUUUUUCUAAUUGCUGGGAAUAUUUCUCGCUGUGAAAUAAAGAGGGUGAUGAAUCACAA